This is a messenger RNA of Suillus subalutaceus, 333 nucleotides long. RefSeq lists its product as uncharacterized. Lineage: Eukaryota; Fungi; Basidiomycota; Agaricomycetes; Boletales; Suillaceae. Bases 1 to 333 code for a protein of 110 amino acids. The transcript has 2 exons. The record is from RefSeq and is a predicted model, not a curated record.
AUGAAAUUUGCCUCUGCUCUCAUCCUCGCGUUCGUUGCUGGUGUGCAGGCUCAGCCCUCAGUCAAUAUCUCAGCACUACCCACUGGCAGUCUCACACUCCCGACCAUCACCAUUUCUCCGCCUUCCUCGAUGUCUUUACCCACAUUGACUUUAACCGCCCCAACUUUAACACCGCCUACCAUGACAUUCGGGCCUAAUAGUACGACGACGUCCACGUCGACGAGUGUGACUGCCACGUCUAAGAGCGCAGCAAUGGCAGGCUCGUAUGUUGACACUGAAUUGGUAAUGGGAGCUGUGGCAGGGUUCUUCGGCGUCUUCGCCUUUCUGGUGUAA